UUUUUUUCUUCUCUUUCUCUCUUUAGAAUAUAUAUAAAAAUGUCCAAGUUUGGUACAGAUGAAAACCCUAUAGAUACAUCUUAUUAUGAUUUACUUGGUGUCCCUAUUGAUGCUCAACCAAUUCAAAUCAAAAAGGCUUAUAGGUAAAUAUACUUGGUCUUGGCAAAAAUAUAUAUAUAUAUUUUGUACAGGUGACUAACAGAGAAUCUUAUAGAAAGCUUGCUAUGGUUUAUCACCCUGAUAAAAAUAAAGAAGCAGAUGCAGAAGAAAAGUUUAAAGAAAUCUCAGAAGCCUAUCAAGUAUUAUCAGACCCUCAAUUGCGUGCAGCCUACAACAAGUAUGGUAAAGAUAAAGAACUUGCUCCUGAAGGAGGAUUUGCUGAUCCCCGAGAAUACUUCCAACAAAUGUUUGGUGGUGAUGCCUUUAGAAGCAUCAUUGGUGAAUUGGCUGUGGGUGAAAUGUUUAGUGAUGCACAACAAGAGGAAACCGAAAAAAAUGAGGCUGAGGAAGGCAGUUCGACUCAUUCGGAUAAAAAGAGCAUGAACAAGGAACAGAUGGAAAAGAUGCAAAAACAACAACAAGAACGUGUAGACAAAUUAGCAGAGAAUUUGAAAUUGAAACUCGCCUUGUUUACAGAAUCUGUCGGCGAUCAACAAGCCAUUAAUGCUUUCCAAGACCAAAUCAAACACGAAGCUGAAAAGUUAAAGAAUGAAAGUUAUGGCGUUGAAUUGCUUCAUUCGAUUGGUGGCGUCUAUUCUCUUAAGGCAAAACAUUAUUUGGGUAUGAAGGGCGGAGGUAUGCCAAGUAUCUUUGUGGGUUUUAAACAAAAGAAGCAUAUUGUCAAAGAACUCUGGACAACAGUCAAAGUGGCUAUGGAUGUGCAACAGGCUGCUGAAAUGAUCUCAAAGGCUGAAGAAAAGGGUAUGGAAGAUUCGGAUAAACUAAAACUCGAAGAAGAAGUGACUACCAAGACUUAUAAAGCUCUAUGGCAAACAUCGAAAUUUGAAGUGGAGGCCACAUUGCGUCAAGUGUGUGAUAAGGUACUUCAAGAUAAAGAAGUGGAUAGCAAAGUGCGUACAAAGAGAGCAAUAGCAUUGAAAUGGGUUGGUUACAUUUAUAAGCAUACAGAAGCAGAUAAAUCUGUAUUGGAUUUGCAAAUCAAAGCAUAAUUAUCUUUUUUUCUUAAAAAAA
Gilbertella persicaria is the source of this 1191-nucleotide messenger RNA. RefSeq names its product X-domain of DnaJ-containing-domain-containing protein. Lineage: Eukaryota; Fungi; Mucoromycota; Mucoromycetes; Mucorales; Choanephoraceae. The transcript has 3 exons. The record is from RefSeq and is a predicted model, not a curated record. The coding region runs from base 225 to 1169 and encodes 314 amino acids.